Messenger RNA from Cinara cedri, 2646 nucleotides. Lineage: Eukaryota; Metazoa; Arthropoda; Insecta; Hemiptera; Aphididae. The record is from the annotation of a GenBank genome assembly.
AUGUUAAAACAGGAAGAACCUCAAAAAUUGUACUUUGAAGAAAUGAAAAAUAUUAGUGAAUUUUCACUAGAAUAUACUAAUUGUUUGGCUUCUUCUUUGAUUGUAAGCAAUAAGUUUGGGUUAUUUGUUCUGAAUACUUGAGAUUAAUAAAUGUUUUAUUUAUUAUACUUAGGAAUACAAUUUAGAAGAUAUUUUUUCUAUAGAUUAUAUGAGAAGAGAAUGGAGACCAUAUUUAAUAGAUAGAAAGCCUUUUGUCUUAUUUUAUACCAAAAAAUAUGAGGUAACUAUGAAUAGGAAUUAUUACUACUGAGUGUAUAUAAUUUAUUCUAUUAAUUGGAGUUAAACUAUGACUGUUGAAUAAUUUAUUUAAAGUACUUUAUGAUAUCAAAACCAGUAAACAUAAUAGUUAACACAUUAUAUGAAUGAUUAAAUAUUAUAUUUGAAAUGAAAAAUAAAUAUGGUUUAAUUAUACAUUGUUACCUAAAUAAUAAUACUGUAGUAUGAAUAUAUUGGUAUUAUUGUGUUAAAAACUGAAAGACAUAUACAUUAUAAAAUGAAAUAAUUUUAAUAGUCUAAAAUUAAAUAAAUCACAAAUUUCAGAUUAAAUAUAAGUCAGUAACCUUAUUCUUAUUCGUGCAUUAUUAUUGAUAUAUUUAUUACAUUAUUUUUAUUUUUUUUUUUAGAUACAAUUUAAUGGAGUCACUCAAAAAAUGCAUAUUUUGAUAAAUGAAACUAUCUAAAAACUUUUAACCUACAAGAUCAAUCCAUUACAGUUAAAUAUCCUUUAAAUAGAAAUAGAUAAAAGUUUUUCAUACUUUAAAUUAAUAUUUUAAAGUUUUAAAUUUAAAUUUAAAUUAAUAGAAAAUCAAACAAUUGAAAAGUACUGUAAUGGAUCAACCCUAUACUGCACAGUACUUAAGUUCUAUAUAGAUCAAUCAUUUUAUUAGAAGUUCAAUGGACAACCAAUAUACUAUUAGACUCCAUGUACGGUGAAGAAUUAUAGUUAUUAAUUUUAAAUUAGAACUGUGCGUUAAAAUUAAGGAUAGGCCAUAUCUAACUAUUCGAAUACCUAGUUUACCUGUUUGAUAGUCCCUAAUAAAAUAAUAUAUUUUCAACACAAUUACAAAUUGCUAAUAAUAAUAUUAAAUAAUAGUUAUGUAAUAAUAAUAAAAAACAAAUUUUACAUACAAUAAAUACCUAUGUAAGAUUCAAGUAUGUGAAAUAUCUACUCACAUUACUUUAAUAAUGAUAUUCUAAAUUAAAUUAAAAUCAAUACAACAUAAGUAAAUUUAUAAGUAAAUUUGUAUAUUUUUGAGGCAAUAUAAUUUGAAAAAUAGUGUGAUAUGAUUAAUUACAGGGUACUGAAAAAGUGUAUGGUUUUGUAUUAUGUUGUAUUGAUUUUAAUUUAAUUUAGAAUAUCAUUAUUAAAGUAAUGUGAGUAGAUAUUUCACAAUUCUAAAUUAAAUUAAAAUCAAUACAACAUAAUACAAAACCAUACACUUUUUCAGUACCCUGUAAUUAAUCAUAUCACACUAUUUUUCAAAUUAUAUUGCCUCAAUAAUAUACAAAUUUACUUAUAAAUUUACUUAUGUUGUAUUGAUUUUAAUUUAAUUUAGAAUAUCAUUNUAUGAAUAUUCAAGCAAACUAAGCUGAACGUGUGCCCGCGUAUAAUUAGGUACAAAAGAGACAUUGUGGCUUAUUCCAAAUUCAAAAAUAUGUUAAUAUUUAUGAACAUACAUUUGAGUUUUAUUAUUUUUCAAAUUUAAUGUAUCUUACUGUAAUUGGAAUAGGUAUUGAUAACAAAUGUUGAUUAAUUUGUUUUUAUUUAAUGUAUCGAGGAUUCGUAUACAAUGGAAGAUUUGUCUGUAUCUUUAUUUGGACAUUUUUAAAAGAAAAAUUUGUAUAAGACAUAUUGGCCCGACUUAAUAUAUAAAAAACAGUUAGCCACUGAGACAAUUAUAGUUCCAUUAAUAUAUUUGAGAGAAUUAUAUAUAUAUAUUAGUUUUUUUAUUUCAGAUCACACUAAAUUUUAUGAAAGCAAUGUAAUUUACAAACAAAUAUUUUUCAAUCCAUCUUGAAUUUAACAAAAAAUUAUUAACUAUCCCGAUACUUAUUUGAGUGCUAUGUUUGGGUACUAAGGUUGGUCAAGUAUUUCUACAGUUUUAAAAGAGGGGUGGUCUACUGAUUUUGCAGCUGGCAUGAAAUCUUUAGCUAGGGGCAUUGGACUUUUUGAUAUUGAUAUAGAUUUGACUGAAAAAGGAAUUAAUCACAUUGAUGACAUUAUUAAAUUAAUCUUCUAAGGAAUAUAUUAUUUAUUUUAUAAUAUUUAACCAAAAAUAACUAACAUAUUUUCUUGUACUUAAAAUAUGUUAAAACAGGAAGAACCUCAAAAAUUGUACUUUGAAGAAAUGAAAAAUAUUAGUGAAUUUUCACUAGAAUAUACUAAUUGUUUGGCUUCUUCUUUGAUUGUAAGCAAUAAGUUUGGGUUAUUUGUUCUGAAUACUUGAGAUUAAUAAAUGUUUUAUUUAUUAUACUUAGGAAUACAAUUUAGAAGAUAUUUUUUCUAUAGAUUAUAUGAGAAGAGAAUGGAGACCAUAUUUAAUAGAUAGAAAGCCUUUUGUCUUAUUUUAUACCAAAAAAUAUGAG